GUUGAGGAAGACGAAGAGGGGCUCCGCGCAAUCGAAAGACUUGCAGAGAUGUUUGGCCAGGACCCUCAGAUCUUCAGCCAGCGAUUGUACGAAACUUUCGGGCUGCCCGACAGAGUCAAUCCGGACUUCUCUGCCUGGCAAAAGUCAAUGACCAUGUCGGAGGCUGUGAUGCAAAAAGAGUCCCUCAUGGCCCUGAACCGCUUCUGA
Symbiodinium necroappetens is the source of this 207-nucleotide messenger RNA. Lineage: Eukaryota; Dinophyceae; Suessiales; Symbiodiniaceae. The record is from the annotation of a GenBank genome assembly.